AUGGAGUCAAAACUAAAACUGAACAUCAGACUUAGGGUCUCUUCAAUAAGGAAGCAGAUGGAAGAAUUGAUGCGCAACUCCCAAGCAUGGAAACCCUAUAAUGCCCCGCAUAUGUCUCUUAACAGAUCUGUACUAUUUGUUCAAGAGAAACUGCGUGACUCGAUGAGAAAUCUUUUAAAAAUCCGGUGUAAGAAACUUGGGAAAGCUACAAAUGUUCAAAACCAGCGGUAG
Molecule: messenger RNA, 231 nt
Organism: Dovyalis caffra
Lineage: Eukaryota; Viridiplantae; Streptophyta; Magnoliopsida; Malpighiales; Salicaceae
Source: the annotation of a GenBank genome assembly